GGUUCUGCGCCCGCUGGCUGCCAGCGGGGACGGUGGCAGCAGGGACAGACCCCGAGGUGUUGCCGGAGGUGGCCGUGGGACUCUGCUUCGCUGGGCUGGUGUCCAUGAUUGACCCACCCAGGGCCACCGUCCCCCAGGCCGUGCUCAAGUGUCGCACGGCUGGUAUCAGGGUGAUCAUGGUGACCGGAGACCACCCCAUCACGGCCAAAGCCAUCGCAGCUGCUGUUGGCAUCAUCUCAGAGGGCAGCGAGACCCCCGAGGAGGUGGCAGCUCGUCUUCGUGUGCCCCUCGAGCGGGUGGACCCCAGGCAGGCGCGGGCGCGGGUGGUGACAGGGGCAGAGCUGGCGGCCAUGACACCAGGGACACUGGAAGGUCUUCUACGGGCCCACCCUGAGAUGGUCUUCGCCCGGACGUCACCACAGCAGAAACUUGUCAUCGUGGAGAGCUGCCAACGGCUGGGUGCCAUCGUGGCGGUGACAGGUGACGGGGUGAAUGACUCCCCGGCGCUGAAGAAGGCCGACAUCGGGGUGGCCAUGGGCAUCGCCGGCUCCGACGCCGCCAAGAACGCAGCCGACAUGAUCCUGCUGGAUGACAACUUCGCCUCCAUCGUCACCGGCGUGGAACAAGGUCGUUUGAUCUUUGAUAACCUGAAGAAGUCCAUCGCCUACACCUUGACCAAGAACAUCCCUGAGUUGACACCCUACUUGAUCUACAUCACGGCCAGCGUCCCUCUGCCCCUGGGCUGCAUCACCAUCCUCUUCAUCGAGCUCUGCACUGACAUCUUCCCCUCGGUCUCCUUGGCCUAUGAGAGGGCAGAGAGUGACAUCAUGCAUCUGAAACCUCGGAACCCUCGACGGGACCGGUUGGUCAACGAACCCUUGGCGGCUUAUUCCUACUUCCAGAUCGGUGCCAUCCAAUCCUUCGCCGGCUUCACCGACUACUUUGUGGCGAUGGCACAAGAAGGUUGGUGGCCUCUUCUCUGCUUGGGCCUACGCCCACAAUGGGAGGACACCCAUCAGCAGGAGCUCCAGGACAGCUACGGCCAACAAUGGACCUUCGAGCAGCGGCGCUACCAGCAGUACACCUGCUACACCGUCUUCUUCAUCAGCAUCGAGAUGUGUCAGAUCGCCGACGUCCUCAUCCGCAAGACCCGCCGCCUCUCCCUGCUGCAGCAGGGCCUCUUCCGGUGCCUAUGGGGGCUAUAG
Messenger RNA from Antrostomus carolinensis (chuck-will's-widow), 1205 nucleotides. Its product is annotated as potassium-transporting ATPase alpha chain 1-like. The record is from RefSeq and is a predicted model, not a curated record. Gene Ontology annotation, cellular component: plasma membrane. The annotation marks the transcript as partial. Gene Ontology annotation, biological process: intracellular potassium ion homeostasis; sodium ion export across plasma membrane; proton transmembrane transport. The transcript is spliced from 8 exons. Lineage: Eukaryota; Metazoa; Chordata; Aves; Caprimulgiformes; Caprimulgidae. Gene Ontology annotation, molecular function: ATP binding; P-type potassium:proton transporter activity; P-type sodium:potassium-exchanging transporter activity.